This is a messenger RNA of Nakaseomyces glabratus, 249 nucleotides long. RefSeq names its product mitochondrial 54S ribosomal protein bL36m (gene RTC6). Gene Ontology annotation, molecular function: structural constituent of ribosome. Gene Ontology annotation, biological process: translation. Gene Ontology annotation, cellular component: ribosome; mitochondrial large ribosomal subunit. Lineage: Eukaryota; Fungi; Ascomycota; Saccharomycetes; Saccharomycetales; Saccharomycetaceae. The record is from RefSeq and is a predicted model, not a curated record.
AUGUUCCCAUUCCAGCUCCUCAAUAGAUCAAUAUCAAGUGUAGUACGCAAUAGCGUGCUGAGACCCCUACCUAUGAUGGCAGCCACUAAGCCAUUGAUGGCCCCAAGGAUGCUAUUACUAUUCAACCGUGGGUUUAAAGUCAGAACAUCUGUGAAGAAGAUGUGCAGUGAUUGUUAUAUUGUAAGAAGAAAAGGUAGAGUGUAUGUCUACUGUAAGUCCAACAAGAAGCAUAAACAACGCCAAGGAUAA